UCGGGCGCAAACGUUAGUGACUGAAGCGCCAUUUUGCGUUGCCGUCGCCACAGCAUAGGAGUUAGGUAAUUGGAGGCAGUGGCAGGAGAAAGUCGGGGCUCGGUGCUCCUCCCACGGAUUCCCACUUGUUUGGCCACCUGCCGCCUUAGACACGCGCCAGCAUGAGCGACGUGGAGGAGAAUAACUUCGAGGGGAGGGUGAGUAGUGAGCGGUUCUGUUCGGGCCGAGGUGUCGGAGGCCUGGCCUGGCCCUGAGGGCAAGAAGUGGGCGAAGAAGAAAAAAAGAGCCUCCGCAUCGGGCGCCGAGCGGGGCGGAGUCAUCCUGAGAGACUUCGUUGUUCCUUACCAAAAUGGUUCCUUCCUCCGAGGUGGGGCUACGCUACAUCCCGCCCGCAGGGACCGCGCUCUCGUUGGCUGUUUCGACUUGGCCCUGCUUUCCUCCUUCCGGACCAGGAUCCUCGGAAUUAACAAACCGUGAUCCCGACUCCUCUUUUGGCGCCAACCCUCACCCCUUUAAUGAGUGUUGGGUUCUCGCUCCCCCCCUUCGCUCUAUUUUUAACCGUUUGCCCUUUUCCUUUUUUUUUUUUUUUUUGCCAUUUUCAAGUUCUUUCAUUCUCGAUUGCUUUAAAUUCCCGUUUUCACUUUAACUAAUAACAUCCUCCUCCCGGAAAUCCAAAAAGAAAGUAUGCAGGGCUGGUGGGAAGGGACCCUAUACAGUCAGAGAAAUCGGGAGGGCCGGCGAUAAUGCCCCCUUGUCCUAGGAGAGAGUUGAGGACCGUUUCUAAUAAUAAUACGAUGAAAAUGGCAUCAGAAUUUUUUCAGGAAUCACGCUCCCAGUCAAAAUCUCCAGCUGGGAGUCCUGCUCGUGCAAAAUCUGAGAGCAGGUCACGAUCUCGUAGCCCAUCAAAAGCUUCUAAACAUUCUGAAUCACACUCUCGAUCAAGAUCAAAAUCCAGAUCUAGAUCCAGAAGACAUUCUCACAGGCGAUAUACCCGCUCUAGAUCCCAUUCUCACAAGCGGCGAUCACGAAGUAGAUCUUAUACCCCAGAAUAUCGGCGUCGAAGGAGCCGAAGCCACUCUCCUAUGUCUAACCGAAGAAGGCAUACUGGCAGCAGAGUAUGUAGUGCUAAUCCGGAUCCUAAUACAUGUCUUGGAGUGUUUGGCCUCAGCUUAUAUACUACUGAGAGAGAUCUUCGAGAAGUCUUUUCCCGUUACGGACCAUUGAGUGGAGUCAAUGUGGUGUAUGAUCAACGGACUGGACGAUCAAGAGGAUUUGCUUUCGUUUACUUUGAAAGAAUAGACGAUUCUAAAGAGGCUAUGGAACAUGCAAAUGGAAUGGAGUUGGAUGGUAGAAGAAUCAGAGUAGAUUACUCUAUCACAAAGAGAGCACAUACACCCACCCCUGGUAUCUAUAUGGGCAGACCAACUCACAGUGGAGGUGGAGGAGGAGGAGGUGGUGGUGGUGGAGGAGGAGGAGGAACUGGCCGUCGCCGUGAUUCCUAUUAUGACAGAGGAUAUGACAGAGGAUAUGACAGAUAUGAAGAAUAUGAUUAUCGCUAUAGGAGGCGAUCACCUUCACCAUAUUAUAGUCGUUACAGAUCAAGAUCAAGAUCUCGUUCCUACAGUCCAAGGCGUUAUUAAGAAGAGAAGUCAAUUACAGAGCAAAUACCAUUUUUCAACAGCAUGUUCCGAACCUAGCUUUUCCUGUUGGUCUCCUACCAUUAUCCUAUAUCCAAUUAAAAUGUCCCUGGUUCAUUAAGAUGUAUUUUCUUUUAAAAUACCCAUUUUCAUCUCUUCUUACUGUAAUAUUCAGGUGUAAUUGUUGUAGUUUUAUGUACUUAAAUAUCUUUAAACAAAAAUUAAUGGGAAUCCCAGAAUGGUAAAUAUUUUGUAAUUCCUGCAUUUGGUUGUUUUUUAAACAAGUGGAUUUUUGUUGAACCUCAUGGAGAAUGGAGAAAGAACUGGUAUGUGCUAAUGCUUGCAUGUCAUAUUUUCAGUAGAAAGCUACUAUUUUAAUAACCUGUUAUCUUUUUUGGUUUCAAAAAAAUCCUCUUGUCCUGCUUGUUUUGUUUAACACAAUUUGGUAUAUAAUCCAAAGCCAGAAUUUUCCUGUAUCUUCAGUUUAAUAAUUAAAAUAAUAUUGGACCGGAAGGACUAUCCCUUGGAGGGGGGGGGAAUAUAUACCUGACGCACCCUGUUUAAUGGACUUUGGUAAUAAUCUCAAUGCUGCUCAGAGGAAAUUGAAUUUUGUUUUAAAUACCUGCAAAGUAUUCCUCUUAUUUUUAUUUUUAUUACCCCAUAAUCAGGAUAAGCUUAACUGACUAGAUAUAAGGAAUAUUUGAUCUGUUCACACAAGUCUAUAUGAUACAAAGAUGAAGCGGGUUCUAUUUAGUAGUAUGAUCUGAAAUUGUAAUUAUUUGACUUCUCAAAAUAAAUUUAAAUUGUACAAUUGCAA
Messenger RNA from Crotalus tigris (Tiger rattlesnake), 2454 nucleotides. RefSeq names its product transformer 2 alpha homolog (gene TRA2A). Gene Ontology annotation, cellular component: spliceosomal complex. The coding region runs from base 744 to 1640 and encodes 298 amino acids. Gene Ontology annotation, biological process: positive regulation of mRNA splicing, via spliceosome. Gene Ontology annotation, molecular function: RNA binding. The transcript is spliced from 8 exons. NCBI's taxonomy places the organism in Eukaryota, Metazoa, Chordata, Lepidosauria, Squamata, Viperidae. The record is from RefSeq and is a predicted model, not a curated record.